This is a messenger RNA of Salvelinus namaycush (lake trout), 545 nucleotides long. Its product is annotated as dynein regulatory complex protein 9-like. The transcript has 5 exons. Gene Ontology annotation, cellular component: sperm flagellum; cytoplasm. The record is from RefSeq and is a predicted model, not a curated record. Gene Ontology annotation, biological process: sperm axoneme assembly; cilium organization. Gene Ontology annotation, molecular function: protein binding. The annotation marks the transcript as partial. Lineage: Eukaryota; Metazoa; Chordata; Actinopteri; Salmoniformes; Salmonidae.
GGAGGAGGGCAGCCGGCAGGAGGAUCAAAGCUCUUCAGAGACAGCUGCUUGACAUCCGCAAGGAAAAAACUCUGGAGCUGCAGCUACUGCAGGAGAGGUUGGAGGAGGAGAGGAGAGUUCAUAUGGAGACUGGAGACUUUCCUCAAGAAACAUCAGACAGUACGUGUGCAGUGGUGAGUCUGGAUGAGAAGCUGGAGGUGUGGAUGGAGCGCUAUGAGAGAGACAUGGAGGACAAGCAGCAGGAGCUCAACAGCCUGAGGAACAAAAAAGCUAACAAUCUCUCCCAGCUCCAGGAGCUGGCCAAGAAGUACAGAGACAUUGAGCAGGUGGUCAUCGAGGACAGGAUGGAGAAAGAGGCCCUACGCAGGAAGCUGGAGAAGGAACAUAUGGAGCGAGACGCAGCCACCAAGAUCCAGUCGUGGUGGAGGGGAACAUUAGUGCGACGUGGCCUGAGCCCCUAUAAGAAAGGCAAGAAGCCCAAGUCAAGGAGGGAAAGAAGGGAAAGAAGAAAAAGUGAGGUGUCCCUUCUUCAAGAGCUCCAGUGA